AUGUCCGCAGACUCGUCAGAAAUCCAAAUCAAUGUCAAGGGUCCCAGCGAGCUCAAGCUCCAGAUCACCAUCUCCACCGACAAGUCCGUCCUAGACCUCAAGCAGGCUAUCGCUGAGAAGUCUGACGUCGCUGCCGACCGCCAGAGACUGAUCUACUCCGGUCGAGUGCUCAAGGAUGAGGACGUGCUCUCGACGUACAAGAUCCAGUCGUCCCACACCAUCCACAUGGUCAAAGGCGCCGCACGAAAUGCCGCCUCAUCAUCUGCCCCCGCUCCUCCACAGCCCCUGCCCAACAUGCAGGCGGGCCAGAACCCGCACGAUCCCCUCACACAACUCAAUGGACACAUGGGAUACGGCCAGAUGGCGGGUCUCAAUCCCUUUGCAGACCUUGGGUUGAACACAAAUGACCCCAACAUGAUGCAGGCUAUGUUCAACUCGCCGCAAUUCUUUCAACAAAUAUCCAGUAUUUUCUCGAACCCCGCCCUCCUCGACCAGAUCAUCGCUUCUAACCCCCAACUCGCCCAGAUGGGUCCCCAGGUCCGCCAGGUCUUCCAGAGCGAACAAUUCCGCCAAAUGAUGUCCAACCCCGAGACGCUGCGCAUGAUGCUCCAGAUGACCUCUCUCAUGCGCGAGGGCGGCGGCGCCUCCAAUGCCGGCGCAGGCGCAUUUCCCGCUCCUGGCAUGCCCUCGACUGCCCGCCAAAACGCGCAGCCCCCCACCGGUGGCGCAGCGCCAGCAGGCACGGGCACCGCGAACCCUGCACCGCUCCCGUUCAUCAGUCCCCUCUUCCCUCCACCUGGAACGCCCGGGAGCGGUGCUGGUACUGCUGGUACUGGCGCUGACCCCGCGGCCGCAGGAGGCGCGGGAGGUAGGGGGCUGUUCGACCCCGCAAUGAUGCAGCAGAUGCUCGCUGCGAUGGGUGGCAUGGGUGGUAUGGGCGGGGGCGCAGGUGCUGCGGACCCCUUUGGGUUCGGUGGAUUCGGUGGAUUAGGGGCCGCACCUGCCGCACCGGCGGACACCAGAGCGCCAGAGGAGCGAUUCCAGGUCCAGCUACAGCAAUUGCAGGAUAUGGGCUUCACGAAUGCGUCGCAGAACGUGCGUGCGCUGCUUGCGACCGGCGGCAAUGUGCACUCUGCGAUUGAGUAUAUUCUAAGUGGCGGCGGGCUGUAG
This is a messenger RNA of Fibroporia radiculosa, 1170 nucleotides long. RefSeq lists its product as uncharacterized. The transcript has 7 exons. Gene Ontology annotation, molecular function: polyubiquitin modification-dependent protein binding. The record is from RefSeq and is a predicted model, not a curated record. Lineage: Eukaryota; Fungi; Basidiomycota; Agaricomycetes; Polyporales; Fibroporiaceae. The coding region runs from base 1 to 1170 and encodes 389 amino acids. Gene Ontology annotation, biological process: ubiquitin-dependent protein catabolic process. Gene Ontology annotation, cellular component: cytosol.